Molecule: messenger RNA, 1795 nt
Organism: Phragmites australis (common reed)
Lineage: Eukaryota; Viridiplantae; Streptophyta; Magnoliopsida; Poales; Poaceae
Product: heat stress transcription factor B-1-like
Exons: 2
Coding region: 562-1452 (296 amino acids)
Biological process (GO): regulation of transcription by RNA polymerase II
Cellular component (GO): nucleus
Molecular function (GO): DNA-binding transcription factor activity; RNA polymerase II cis-regulatory region sequence-specific DNA binding
Source: RefSeq, a predicted model, not a curated record
GCUCGGCUAGCAAGCAAGCACACACACUGACCCGAACAAACGCAUCGCGAGCGCAAGAGAGGAGAGGAAACCAAAGCCGAAAGCAACUGCCGCGCUCGCGUCGCACUCGACGGCGUGACAACCCAAGGAUCUCUCUGCCCGAUGCUUUAAAUCGUCGUGGGCGGCUCCCCAAGCAAGCGACGCAAAGGCAGCAGAGAGCCGGGCCGGCAGCGACCAGGACGCUGCUGGUACACCCCCACCGUACCGUACGUGCCGGUGGAGCACGCGGCGGCGGCGGCAGCGCAGGCGCUUACAUGGGAGUAGAGGCGGGCGGGUGCGGGCGGAGGGCGGUCGUCACCGGAUUCUACGUCUGGGGCUGGGAGUUCCUCACCGCCCUCCUGCUCUUCUCGGCCGCCGCCGCCUCCUACUAGCCAGCUCCAUCCGCAACCUUAGCUUCUUUUCUUAGAUAGCUGAGCCGUACACACAAGACAGUACAAGUGAUCGGUUAUUUAGUAGGGAGGGAGAACAGAAGUAGACAGGUGAGAGUUGUGUGAAUAGCCGGCCGGUGGAGCUAGUGGCCAGAUGGCUGGAGCGGCCUUGGCAGCUCAGCCGAAGAGUGGUGGUGGCGGUGGCGGGAGGGGAGGCGGCGGGCCGGCGCCGUUCCUGACGAAGACGCACCAGAUGGUAGAGGAGCGGGCGACGGACGAGGUGGUCUCGUGGGCGGAGCAGGGCCGGUCCUUCGUGGUGUGGAAGCCCGUGGAGCUGGCGCGCGACCUCCUCCCGCUCCACUUCAAGCACUGCAACUUCUCCUCCUUCGUCCGCCAGCUCAACACCUACGGUUUCCGGAAGGUGGUGCCGGACCGGUGGGAGUUCGCGAAUGAGAACUUCCGGCGAGGCGAGCAAGGCCUCCUGUCCCGCAUCCAUCGACGCAAGUCAACGACGCCGCAGUCCUCCAAAUCCGGCGGCAGCGGCGUGAACGUCGCGUUCCCUCCGCCACUGCCCCCUCUGCCUCCCACGUUGGCCACCACGUCCGGCGGCAACGACCGCAGCUCCUCGUCGGCGUCGUCGCCGUCGCGGGCGCCCGACCUGACCAGCGAGAACGAGCAGCUCAAGAAAGACAACCACACGCUGGCAAACGAGCUAGCGCAGGCGCGGCGGCACUGCGAGGAGCUCCUGGGCUUCCUCUCGCGCUUCCUCGACGUCCGGCAGCUCGACCUCCGACUGCUCAUGCAGGAAGAUGUGCGAGUGGUCGGGGGCGCGGGGCACUCCCGCGCGGUGGUCGACCAGGACUGCGGCGUCGAGGAGGAGAAUAGCGUGAAGCUGUUUGGCGUGCUCCUCAAGGACGCUGCGAGGAAGAGGGGCCGGUGCGAGGAGGCUGCGGCCAGUGAGCGGCCGAUCAAGAUGGUCAGGAUCGGCGAGCCGUGGGUCGGCGUACCGUCGUCGGGCCCGGGGCGGUGCGGCGGUGAGAACUAAGGUCUGGAACUGAUGCGCGCCACGGCUGUGACAUUGCCAGCCAGACAGUGCGCGCGCGCGCAUGCGUGCCUGCAUGCAUGGUGAGAUUGGAUGGCAAGAAUGGUUCCAUCAAUCAACCAAGUAGCCAACUAGCCAACCCUGUGCUGAGGUAAAACUGUAUAGGCAGAACACAGGACACCUGAGAUACGCGUAACGCGUGUUAAGAAUUAAUCAUGCAAAGCUUGUGCUUUAGAGGUAGCUAGGAAGAUUGAAAGUAGAGGAGCGAGAGGGUUAGAAUGAACCCGUUGUAUUUAGCGUGGAACAUUAUCAUUUCCAGGUAAAACAAAGACCCAGUAUUUAUUUA